Peromyscus californicus insignis is the source of this 4045-nucleotide messenger RNA. Its product is annotated as DNA-directed RNA polymerase III subunit RPC1-like. The record is from RefSeq and is a predicted model, not a curated record. Gene Ontology annotation, molecular function: DNA-directed RNA polymerase activity; DNA binding. The coding region runs from base 1 to 444 and encodes 147 amino acids. Gene Ontology annotation, biological process: DNA-templated transcription. The transcript is spliced from 4 exons. Lineage: Eukaryota; Metazoa; Chordata; Mammalia; Rodentia; Cricetidae.
AUGGUCCUGUGUGGCUCCAAAGGUUCCUUCAUUAACAUAUCACAGAUGAUUGCCUGUGUGGGACAGCAAGCCAUCAGUGGCUCCUGGGUUCCAGAUGGCUUUGAAAACAGAUCUUUGCCUCACUUUGAGAAGCAUUCGAAGGUGAAUGCUGAGACAGUACGGUACUCCAUUUGCACAUCCAAGCUCCGAGUGAAGCCUAGUGAUGUGGCUGUUCAUGGUGAGGCCGUGGUAUGUGUCACACCCAGGGAAAACAGCGAGAGCUCCAUGUAUUAUGUGCUACAGUUUCUGAAAGAGGAUCUACCCAAGGUGGAGAAAACUCUGGGCAUUGAGGCUGCCUGGACAACCAUCAUCAACGAGAUCCAGUACACGAUGGUCAACCAUGGCAUGAGCAUCGACAGGAGGCACGUGAUGCUGCUCUCGGACCUGAUGACCUACAAGGUGUGAGAGAAGGGAGGCUCCGGGCUGUCAGGGGUCGUGGAACCCACGGUCUGUCAAACAGCCAGAGAGGGUAAACAGCAUAGAAAGCACAUCAAGACGAAGUGAAAAAAAGUGAGGAGGGUUAGAAUGGGAGAAGCCCAUGCACAAGCCAGAGUAUAUCUGUCGGACACCAGGACUGAAACCCAGCACCCACCACCCACACCUUUGCAGCCUGGGCACAGCCUCUGUCCCCCACACUACAGGAAAUGUCCCAUCUCUCUGCGUGGAGUACUCCACUCCAACGUUAGCUCUCACUGUGUGUUGGGGUUAGUUUGUCUCUUUGCCUCUCUGUCCUGGAGUUGUCUUUGGCUUCAACAUAGAAUGCGUCUACCUUCAACUUCCUUCCUGUAAAAUCAUAGUCCUAGCAUAGAAUCUUGGAGCUUUUAAGACUUGAACUGAAUCCAGGUGGUGUAUGUCCAUGCCUUUAAUCCCAGCACUCUGGAGGCAUGGUCCUUGAGUGACCAGGCGGGAGAUCUGGGCUCCUCACAACACUUGAGUGCUUGUGCACUGUGCCAUUUUUCUCCUGGCUUCUGAAAACACAGGCAGGUUUCAGGGCUCUGGACCACAUUGCAUCUUGUGCCACUGUGAAUAUUCCUGAAGAAGUAGUCUCUGUUUUCCCCAGAAGAAUGUGAGGGAGACAGAGGAAACUUUCCCCUGACUGUUUACACAGUCACAUCUCUACAGAGUGAUGAGAAAGGUAAGAUCCACAGAGGGGGCAUCUCAGCCUGGCCCAAAAUGUUUGGGUUGUCCCUUGGUUCCAGGCAUAAUCUUUCUGUUUGGGCCUCAGAGUGGUCUGUCCAUCCUCUAUGCCUUGUCACUAUGCAAGUUCACUUGUGUUCAUCUACCCACAGAGACUGCAAUGGAGUCAUCAUCCCACCCAACCCUCCUCACCAAGAAACAGGUGAAGAAGGAAAUGGAGAAGCUGAUCAUAGUGGUCUAUGCCAGAAACCUUUGGCUCUGAUUCUUGUGUUGGGGGCCAGGCUUGCAGACAGAAAUAGGGGGAAGAAGGGAAGAAGUGUCACUACCAAUUGUCCUGGAUCUAGCUCUAUGAAGCACCCUCUCCUGUAAAAUUGUAAUGGGGCCUUGUGAAAAGUUUAAGAACAAGAGGCUUCUGUAGUCCUUGAUUAGGGGGAUUCUGCAGCAAAGUGGCCACCUGAACUCAUAUGAGGGACAAUGUCAUAGAAACCUUGGACAAUUAGGCAGGGAUUCCAGGCAGGUCUGCUGGGCUCCAGGACCCUUCCCUUGAUGCUAAAUUCAGAGGGAAUUGGAGCUUGAAUUCACUUCCUUCCACAUAUUUAGUUUGUUGUAUUUUUGGUGCUGAGGAUGGAAACAGGCCCUUCCAUGUGCUCUAUCACAGAGCCAUACCUCCAAUCUGAUUUGACAGUUCUUCUGUUCCUUCUUGAAAAUUUCUUUUCUCUACUUAUUUUUACAAAUUAUUAUUCUGUGUAUGAUCACAUGGGGAAUGCAGAAGACAACUUUGUGUCAUCUCAUUUUUCUUUUCACUCCAUGUUAAGAAGUUUGGAUUGAAGAUUUAAUUUAAGAUCCUUUAGCCUCAAAUAUAAAACUUAAAUAAAUACAGUCCAUAGAAUUGAACUUUAUUUUAUUUUUUACUCUUUCAUGGUGUACCAUAAUAGAAUAUCACAGUUUCUUUUAUGACUCAGUUUAUGCAAAGAGCUAAAGCUUAACAAAGUUGGGAAAGACAAAGAGGCUAGAUAUAAUAUCUUCAAGUGCAUUUCUGCUAGCCUAAAUAGACCUUAGGUACUUAAGAGCCCUAUUUAUCAAAUAUACUAAAUUUAUCAAUCACAUAUUUGUUUCUUAUUUAAAUUUUUCUAGAAGCCUAGUGUUCAACAGUUAACAAAUACAUAAGUGGUUAUACAUAAAUCUUUAUGUCAGGUUCUUCUAUCCUGAAUAGACUUAUAUUUCCUUAGGGAUAUCUCAUGAUAUUAAAUUCCAUCUUUCUCCAAAAUAUUUUGAGGAAAAGUGAUUGCCUAUUUAGUCUAUAAAGGAGAUAUAAUAAUAACCAAAGGGGACAGUAGGAAUAAUAACUUUUAUACAUGCUGCCUAUAUAUAGAUUUUAAAAGUGAUAACCUUUUGUUACAAGUUUUCAGCUAAUUUUUGUUAUGCAUUUUACAAAUUUUAACCAAGCCCCAGGAAUUUAGAAAUCCAAAGUUAAAGAAAUUACAUCAUAAGGUAUUAUUUUUUGAGAUUAAGGGGCAAAGAAAUUUAGAGAUAAAAUAUGUUAGAGUACAAAGUAGAUAGAGCUUAGAGGUUUUCAUCUCUUCAUUACACUUUUUUAAAAUUUAAAACACUUUUGUAACGAUUCUUUUCUAUCAGUGUAAGCCAGUUUCCAUUUUUAGUAUAACUCUAUCCUUCAUGUGCAAAUAUAUACAUGAAGUGAGUUAAAAGUAACCUAUUACUGAGCAAUGUCUAAUAAAAACUAAUGGAAUAUAGUAAGUUUUGACUGUUGAGCUGUACAGUCAGGGGAAGGUGCUAUCCAUUUUGUGGAAUAUGGGGAAUUUGUAUAUAUUUGCUCCUUGUCUUUUUGAAGAAAAAUCUGUAAAAUCACUAAGAGCAAACACUACAGGAUUUUUAGAUGCAAUUUUAGGUCAUACUCAUUGAGUAUCUUCAAAAACUCUUAAAAUUGAUGUACUGGGUAGUGAUUAUCUAUAGACCCGAGUAACAUGCUAAUGCAAUCUGCCAGUGGUCAUCAAUUUAAAUCAAAUAAGGUGCAUAUUAUCUACUGGCAGUAAUUUCUGUAGGCUCCAUACUAGGAAGUUGUUUAAAAGGUAUCCUUUCCAUUAUCAUUAAGUCUAUCAUUUCUUGGUAAUAAGGAGAUGCAGGUACUUGUGGAGAAUCAUACCUCACAGAAAUGUCUAUAAUACUGUUACCAUCUGGACAUAUACUUCCAGUAGGAAAUGAACACUCAUUUUCCCACAUGGAAGUACUGAGGCAUUUCCAAGCAUUCAGAGAAUUCAAGGGUGCUGAAGGAUUUCCCUUGAGUCCCAGGAGAGAUUCCUGGAAUGGGAAACCUGACUUCUGGAGAGUUAUGAGGAGAUCUGGUUAGUAGGGAGGCAAUGUCAGUUCCCCCAUGACAUCAGGGGUGUCUCAUGCCUGGACAUUCUAUUGUAUCCUGGAGACUUAGAAUGUUUUCUGAUGUCAUCUGUGUUGUAGCGCUACCAACUGCCUUUGGGGAGUUGGUUCAGUGCCCUUACAGUUCAGCCAUGAACAUGUUGGGAAGACUCAGGAGUCUGUUGGAUCGAGAGAAGGGAGAGGGAAGAGAGAUUGGAGAGAGGCAGAUACAAGCUGACCUUCAGCCUCCAUGUAAAAUAUCAAGAAAGAAAUGGUCCAGAAGAUGGUACAGUAAGUCUUGGGCAGGAGAUUGGGAUCUUCCUGCAGGACAUGGGCUUGAGCUGAAUAUUUCAGUAACAGGACACAGGAGGUAGGAGUCUCUGUGAACCAACUGGACUUCCCUCCUUGUCAUGGCUCCUGAAAUUCAAGGAUUCCAGAAGAGUAAUUUGUCUGUCCCAGAAGUCAGGAGUGAGUAAGGCCAAAGCUGUUGUGCUGGGAG